UUUUUUGUAUUAGUGAAUACAAUAUAUGUAGAGGAGCAAAAGAGACAGAAGAAAAGGGUCAUCAAGACUAUUUUCGAGGAGGGAGGAAUUAUCAAACUCCAGCUGGGAGUUUCUCGCGAAUUCAUAGGGAAGUGCAUGACAAUUUUGUCGUCGGCUGUCAUUCAAGAUUUUCAAGUUUGUUAAACAAUAGUAUACAGUUCGUUGCAUCGGCUUAACAAUGGCGAUGGGCAAAAGUUUUCGCGUCUACGAGAAAAUAAAGCAGAAACAAGCAAGCCCACAUUCCCUUCUACUGGAACAUCGAAAUUACAAGGAAACUGUCCUCUUUGAAUCACAGGCUGUUGCUGUACUUUCUGCUUAUGAGACUGAAACCCUAAAACCAAAUUAUACGAAACUCCUCGACGCUUAUGGAUGUCUAGGUGUUUUGCAAUUAAAUGCAGGCGAUAAUACAUUAUUGUAUCUUGUUCUCGUUACCGGAUGUUUCUCAGUGGGGAAAAUUGGAGAAUCCGAAGUUUUCAGAAUCACACAGACAAAUGUCGUGCCAUUAUUUUAUGUACAGACAAACGAGGACAGAGUAUCAGAAGUGAGAAAAGUGCUAAAUUCGGGCACAUUUUAUUUCUCUUGGUCCUCAGGACAACAGGAUGUGUUCGAUAUCACUCUCAGUGCUCAAAGGCGAUAUAAAUCAUCGACCACUGAUAAUAGGUUUUUCUGGAAUCGAAUGCUUCACAUACAUUUACUACGAUUUGGAGUAAAUACAAUUCAGUGGCUGUUAAAAGUCAUGUGCGGCAGUGUGGAAAUUAGAACCGUUUACGUAGGACACAGACAGGCUCGAGCUGUUGUCAUAUCGAGAUUAAGUUGCGAACGAGCGGGAACAAGAUUCAACGUUCGAGGAACAAAUGACGAUGGGCAUGUGGCGAAUUUUGUCGAGACUGAGCAAGCGAUUUUCCUGGACAAUGAAGUCGCUUCAUACAUUCAAACCCGAGGUUCGGUUCCACUAUUUUGGGAGCAACCGGGCAUUCAAGUUGGUUCGCACAAGGUGAAAAUUUCCCGUGGAUUUGAAGCUUCGGCACCGGCAUUCGAUAGACAUUUGGCAAUGAUAAAACAACGUUACGGACAUCAAGUGAUUGUUAAUCUCCUCGGUUCGAGUUUAAUUGGCAGUAAAGAAGGCGAAGCAAUGCUCAGCCAAUUAUUUCAAACCCAUCACAGUAUGUCACGACACAAGAAUGUUCCCCACAUACUAUUUGACUAUCAUCAGGAAUGCCGUGGUGGAAAUAAUAAAAAUCUCUCCAAACUAAAAGCCAAAAUUGAAAAAUAUCUCGAAUCAUUCUCUCUGUUUUAUGCUGUCGGCGGUAAUCGAAUUAACGAACAAAAAGGUACAAUACGCACCAAUUGUCUCGAUUGUCUCGAUAGGACAAAUUGUGUGCAGACAUUUAUCGCGCUGGAAAUGCUCUCAAAGCAACUUAGUUUAUUGAAUAUUUUCGAGAAACAGCAAAUGGUUUCUAGAUUCGAGGAAGUCUUUCGUCAAAUGUGGAUUAAUAAUGGUAAUGAGGUUAGUAAAAUUUACGCUGGAACGGGAGCAAUACAGGGAAGUUCGAAAUUAAUGGACGGAGCGAGAUCUGCUGCGAGGACGAUACAAAAUAAUCUUUUGGAUUCGAGUAAACAGGAGGCGAUUGAUAUUCUUCUGUUGGGAUCGACACUUAGCACUGAAUUGGCCGAUAGAGCGAGAUUGCUUCUCCCGUCGAAUAUGCUUCAUGCACCUCCUAGUGUACUCAGGGAAAUGUGCAAGAGAUAUAAUGAAUACGUCGACACAAUGAGACUUAGGGUUUGCGUCGGAACUUACAAUGUCAAUGGAGGAAAGCAUUUUCGAAGCGUUGUUUAUAAGGAUUUAUCCCUGGCCGAUUGGCUUCUAGAUGCGCCUCUAAAUUCCACAGCUCUUGUUGACACGGAGUACGACAAUAUCCCAGCGGAUCUUUACGUAAUAGGUUUCGAGGAAAUUGUCGAUUUGAAUGCAAGUAAUAUAAUGGCAGCUAGUACGGAAAAUGCAAAAGCUUGGGCUGAUGAAUUGCAAAAAGUUUUGUCACGAGACAGCGAAUAUAUUCUAAUAACUUAUCAGCAAUUAGUUGGAGUGUGUCUCUAUUUUUUUAUAAAACCAAAACAUGCACCAUUUUUGAGGGAUGUGGCUGUCGAUAGUGUGAAGACUGGUCUAGGUGGUGCAACUGGUAAUAAGGGUGCUGCUGCUAUUAGAUGCGUUUUAUAUUCUACCUCUUUUUGUUUUGUGUGCGCUCACUUUGCUGCUGGUCAGUCACAAGUUAGCGAGCGUAAUGCCGAUUAUGCGGAAAUCACUAGGAAAAUUGCAUUCCCAAUGGGAAGAACACUAAAUACUCACGAUUAUGUAUUUUGGUGUGGUGAUUUUAAUUAUCGUGUCGAUAUGGAUAAGGAUGAAAUGAAGGAAAUGAUCAAGAGGCACGAGUAUGAUCAAAUUUUACAGAAUGAUCAAUUGAGGGUACAACAGGAGGGUGGGAAUGUAUUUAAAAAUUUCAUGGAAGGUUCUAUAAAUUUCGCACCCACUUAUAAGUACGAUUUGUUUUCGGACGAUUAUGACACGAGUGAAAAGUGUCGUCAGCCCGCUUGGACCGAUCGAAUUUUGUGGAAACGUCGCAAACAAGUACCUGAUUUAGAUUCUCCACUGAAUUGGAAUCCGGGACAAUUGGUAUUUUACGGGAGAGCCGAGUUGAAGCAAAGUGAUCAUAAGCCAGUAAUUUCUGUUAUUGAUAUCGAUGUUCAUUGUGUGGAUCCUGAGAAGCGGGAGGAAGUUUUUAAGCAAGUUAUUCUUGACCUGGGCCCACCGGAUGGGACAAUUAUUGUCAAGGCAGAAGAGGAGAGCGACGACACUGAUAAUGUGUUUGACGAAACUUUCAUUGACGCUCUUGUUCGUGAAUUAUCACCAAUUGGAGAUGUGAUUCUUCUGAGGUUUGUCGGUGAAACCAUUUGGGUGACAUUCAGAGAUGGACAAUGUGCACUCGCUGCUGCUCGCGAGGCAAGAAUGACAGUUUGCGAUCUACCACUAAAACUCAGUCUCAAAUCGCCCGAUUGGGUGAAACUUAUCGAGAAGGAAAUCGAAAUUUGCAGCAAUACCAAUAUUUCUCCAUUUGAUGGCAAUUCACCAGUGAGUCCCAUUGAGGGUAUCGAGCAGUUGAAAAUUUCCGAGAGAAACAAUUCCGGGAAAACGAGUCCCAGUGGACCACCUCCGAGGCCUGCGCCUCCUGGUCGUCCUCAACCUCCCAGGAGUCCGAUGCAAGAACGUCGAGCAGGACCACGAGCGGGAGUUUUCAGUGUAAUGCCAAAUCAACCUCCAGUUCCAUUGACGAGAAAUAAUGUUGAGCCGAAGCCAAGCGAGGUGGAGAGAUUGUCACCGGAAUCGGCAAUUUAUGAGGAAAUUCUGGAUGAAGGUCCCAGUUACCCUAUACCAAAUAGACCUCCACCACCACUACCUCGUCCAGAUAACUAUCAGGACUCGUCGAGUAGACCGCCAAGCUCUAUUCCGCCACCCUUACCGCAACGACAAGCACCAUUACCUCCUCCACAGCAUCCUCCGCCAAGUUUGCCACCGAAUAAUCCACCUCCAAUUCCGGCGAGAACUACAGGAGGUCCUCCAAUUCCAGCCAGAAAUCCUCAUUAGAGUAAGAAAUCUCUAGCCAGUCUUAUAGGUAAAACUAUAUUUUUUAAGUAACUUAUAAAUCAACAAGAUGUAAUUGUAAGCUAUUAAUUAUUAAUUAUUAAUUAAUUAGAAAAUUAUUGAGCGACACGAACAAUUUUUCUCCGUCCGUCUCUAAUUUAUAAUUAAUUUUUUAUGAACAAUUUUUAUUUUCUAGAUCAAUUUUUCGAUCUAUAGACAGAGUGGCCACAUGUCAGUAAAGUCAGUAAAGUCAGGGAAAUGUCAGUAAAACCAAAUUUUAAUUUGUUUUUAAAAAAUCGCUUUUUAUUUCAAUUUUUAUAGAUAUUCAUACUGUUC
This is a messenger RNA of Leptopilina heterotoma, 4009 nucleotides long. RefSeq names its product synaptojanin-1 (gene Synj). NCBI's taxonomy places the organism in Eukaryota, Metazoa, Arthropoda, Insecta, Hymenoptera, Figitidae. Gene Ontology annotation, molecular function: phosphatidylinositol-4,5-bisphosphate 5-phosphatase activity; nucleic acid binding. The transcript has 8 exons. The coding region runs from base 218 to 3676 and encodes 1152 amino acids. The record is from RefSeq and is a predicted model, not a curated record. Gene Ontology annotation, biological process: phosphatidylinositol dephosphorylation; synaptic vesicle endocytosis.